AUGAUUAUUCCAUCGAUUCUUAUUUCCUGUAUUAUUCUAAAAUCAUCUGCUCAAAUUCUACAGCUAGAUGUAGGAAAAGUGCAAGGAUUUGACUAUCAAACUACUAAAGGAGAUACUGCAGAAGUCUACCUGAACAUUCCUUAUGCCUCUCCUCCAGUGGAAAAUCUUAGAUUCAGGCGGCCUAGACCUGCAGUGGAGUGGAGUGAAAUUCGUGACGGAAAAGCAUUCGGCCCAGUCUGCCAUCCGUUGGUGAAAGAAGCAGUGCCUUCUGGUGCUCAAGCAAGUGAGGAUUGCCUCACUCUCAACAUUAUUCGACCCAAAAAACAAGUACCUAUC
This is a messenger RNA of Strongylus vulgaris, 336 nucleotides long. The record is from the annotation of a GenBank genome assembly. Lineage: Eukaryota; Metazoa; Nematoda; Chromadorea; Rhabditida; Strongylidae.